Molecule: messenger RNA, 1397 nt
Organism: Esox lucius (northern pike)
Lineage: Eukaryota; Metazoa; Chordata; Actinopteri; Esociformes; Esocidae
Gene: polr3glb
Product: polymerase (RNA) III (DNA directed) polypeptide G like b
Exons: 9
Coding region: 291-959 (222 amino acids)
Biological process (GO): transcription by RNA polymerase III
Cellular component (GO): RNA polymerase III complex
Source: RefSeq, a predicted model, not a curated record
UCUAUCUCGUUUUCAGUGGCAUGUGACGACACUGUUCAUCGGUUUCGUUGACGUCCCGGAAGUUUCGCUAUGUUGCGCCUUUGGGGUUUAAAAGCUUGUUUAUGACGUUAACAUCACCCGCGGAUUUGUAAACCAGCCCCCUAAAGUGAGCUAGUGCAUGUUUUAUUAGAAUUUUUCUUAUUUGAAAAUCUGAAGGUAUGUCUCUGACAGUGAACAACAAGUCAAAUUGAGAAACUGAGAUGGAAUCGCCCCAAAAAAGAUUUACCUGUGAGCCCCCCACUGUGUGAUCCAUGGCUGGCCGGGGCCGUGGCCGCGGCAGGGGGUGCAUGAGCUUCAGUAUAGAGGCAGUUGGGAUUGGGAAAGGGGAGAACCUGCCCCCUUCAAUUCUCCAGCCUACACCUCUAUUUCCUCCUAUGGAACACAAGCCUGUCCCCUUGGUUAUAGGAGAGGAAGCAGAGUACAUGUUGGCACUGAAGCAGGAGUUCAGGGGAGCUAUGAAGACCCUACCAUUUUAUGUUCAUCCAGCUGUCCCUAAAAAAGAUGUGGAGCGGUAUUCUGAUAAAUACCAGAACAGUGAGCCGUCAGACAACACAAUAGAAUGGAAUCCCGACUGGAAAAGGCUACCCAAAGAGCUUCGGAUCCGAACUAGGAAGCCCUUGAAAGAGAACACCUGUCUAAGUGUGGAGACGCCUGUGGGCAACAAACCCAGCAGAAAGACCAGGGUGGACAAAGAGGAGAUCAUCAGUAAACUAGAGACUUUGGAGAAGAGAGAGGAGGAAGUGACCUCAGAUGAAGAGGAGGGGGAGAAGAAAAGCCCGGAGGAAGAGGAGAAAGAUGGGGAGGAGGAGUAUGACGAAGAAGAAUAUGAAGAGGAGACAGACUAUAUAAUGUCAUAUUUUGACAAUGGAGAGGAGUUCGGAGGGGACAGUGAUGACAACAUGGAUGAGGCCAUUUACUGAUAAAGUAUUCAGUAUGAAUAGGACUCAGCACUACUGGGAUAACAUACCAGAACUGACUGACACUCCACAGCUGAAAUUAUAUACUUUUUUUGUCUGAAAGCUUGAAAGUAUCUUAACUCAACAACAUUUUUUUAAAUAACCUUGAAUCCACUCAGAUCCUGGAUUAAGAAGAAUCUCAACUGAAGAAGUAGGUUUAAAAGUCCAAACCUGCAAUAAUUUUAAAUGCUCUUAAUAAUCAUUUUAAAUGCUCUUUUGAAGUUUUUGGUCAACUUUUAGAAAUGUUAAAGAAUAUUGAAAUAAUAGAUGGCUUCUGUUUUAUGUCAUUUGUAAGUGAUUUUAAAGUUCUGCUGUUUUGUAAAAUGUUUAUAUCUUUGUUAAAUCCGCAUGUUUUCUGUUUGUUAUAAAAUAAGAUUUUACUUUUUAUUGUAAAAGAAUAAA